AUGGCUCGACAGAAAAGUGCUAUCGUCGUUGGCGCUGGGGCCGGAGGAAUUGCUACUGCUGCCAGACUUGCCAAAGCAGGCUUCAAGGUCACUGUCCUGGAGAAGAAUGACUUUACCGGAGGCCGAUGCUCGCUGAUACACCACAAUGGAUAUCGCUUUGAUCAGGGUCCCUCGCUCUUACUACUACCCCGUCUCUUUCAAGAAGCAUUCUAUGAUCUCGGUACCUCCCUCGAAGCAGAAGGCGUAGAGUUGUUGAAGUGCGAACCCAACUACAAUCUUUGGUUCGGGGAUGGCGAAUCCUUUGAACUCUCGACAGACACGUCGCGGAUGAAAAAAGAAAUUGAAAAAUGGGAAGGCAUAGACGGAUUCGAACGAUAUCUUGGAUUUCUGCAAGAAUCACAUAGACACUAUGAGCAAAGUAUCAUCCACGUCCUUCGCAAGAACUUUACCAGCCUGCUACACCUUGCACGUCCCACAUUUCUUCGAUACAUUUUCACGCUUCAUCCCUUCGAAAGUAUUUACUACCGCGCUUCUCAAUACUUCUACACCGAGCGACUUCGUCGCGUCUUCACCUUUGGCAGCAUGUAUAUGGGCAUGUCUCCAUUUGAUGCCCCAGGCACCUACAGUCUGCUCCAAUACACCGAGCUGGCAGAAGGUAUCUGGUAUCCGAGAGGUGGCUUCCACGUGGUGCUAGACGCUCUCGUGAAAGUCGGUAAACGAAUGGGUGUUGAAUACCGGCUUUCUACCGGGGUGUCUCAGGUCAAUCUGUCCUCAGAUGGAAAGCGAGCAGAAGGUGUCACUCUUUCCAGCGGCGAACAGUUGUCUGCAGAUAUCGUAGUGGUGAAUGCCGACCUCGUUUAUGCGUACAACCACCUUCUCCCUUCCAGCAGCAAAGCAAAAUCACUUUCCAAGAAGGACGCCUCCUGCAGCUCCAUCUCGUUCUACUGGGCAAUAAACAAGAUGGUACCGGAGUUGACAUGUCAUAACAUUUUCCUAGCCGACGACUAUAAAGAGUCCUUCGAUGACAUCUUCAAGCGCCAACUCAUUCCGCAAGAACCCUCCUUCUACGUCAAUGUCCCAAGUCGAGUUGAUCCAAGUGCGGCACCGGAAGGCAAGGAUACGGUUGUCGUCCUGGUUCCAGUGGGGCACUUGCUCGAGAAUCGCGCCUCCGCGGGUCUAAAUCCGCAAAGCCAACAAGACUGGAAUGCCAUGGUAAACAAAGCGCGGGAAACAGUUCUUACGACCAUCGAAACACGGACCGGAGCCAAGAUGCGCCAUUCCAUCCUUCACGAGGAGAUCAAUACACCUGGGACGUGGAAAGAGAAAUUUAACCUAGACAAGGGGGCUAUUCUCGGGCUCAGCCACAGUUUCUUCAAUGUGCUCAGCUUCCGACCGAACACCAAACAUGCCAAGUACAACGAUCUGUAUUUCGUCGGUGCGAGCACGCAUCCUGGAACCGGCGUGCCAAUCUGUCUAGCAGGCAGCAAGAUCACCACUGAGCAGAUCUUGGACAAACUUCGUAUGGCUGUGCCGUGGACCAGAAACGGGUGGCAAGAGCCCAGAGGCAAGAGUGAGAAGGUCCAAGUGAAGGACAUUGACCGAAUCAUAAGUGGACCGUCAACGACUAGCUUGCUACUGGUCGCAGUAUUGGUGACAUUAAUGGCAUAUUGGAUAAUGGUUAAGUAG
Endocarpon pusillum Z07020 is the source of this 1686-nucleotide messenger RNA. Its product is annotated as Phytoene dehydrogenase. The transcript is spliced from 2 exons. The record is from RefSeq and is a predicted model, not a curated record. Gene Ontology annotation, molecular function: oxidoreductase activity. The coding region runs from base 1 to 1686 and encodes 561 amino acids. NCBI's taxonomy places the organism in Eukaryota, Fungi, Ascomycota, Eurotiomycetes, Verrucariales, Verrucariaceae. Gene Ontology annotation, biological process: carotenoid biosynthetic process.